AUGUCCCAAAUUCUCACGAUUGUCGGUGCUACGGGUGCGCAAGGUGGCUCUAUAGUUACCUCCGCCUUGAAGUCGGGAGACUACAAGGUCCGCGGUAUCACUCGCAAUGUUGAGAAUGCCUCGGCCAAGACCCUCACUGCGCAGGCCGUCGAGAUGGUGGCUGCGGACACUAGUGAUAUGGCAAGCCUCGUCAAAGCAUCUGAGGGUUCUCACGCCAUCUUCGUUGUCACCGACUUCUUCGCCCCGGUCUUUGGCGCCGAGGAGACUGUUACUAUUGAGUCUACUCAGGGUAUCCCAAACAAUCCUCCUUCCACUCUAUCUAUCUGUAUAGAUUCCCGAGUAUGUAGUUUUCAAUUAUUCGGGUAUGUUUUAUCAUUGCCUCCUUGCUCCCCUCUUACGUAUAGUUCUUCCUAG
Messenger RNA from Botrytis porri, 414 nucleotides. RefSeq lists its product as uncharacterized. The transcript has 2 exons. NCBI's taxonomy places the organism in Eukaryota, Fungi, Ascomycota, Leotiomycetes, Helotiales, Sclerotiniaceae. The record is from RefSeq and is a predicted model, not a curated record. Bases 1 to 414 code for a protein of 137 amino acids.